CCGCGCAGUUCUGGGACCCGCGUCCGCACCGCAGCCCCGCCAGCCUGCUCCGCGCCCGCCUACGCGCCUGCCCUAGCUGCAGCCCGUGUGCGACCCCUCCACCCCGCGGGCACCAUGCACCUCUCCCAGCUGCUGGCCUGCGCCCUGCUGCUCACGCUACUCUCUCUCCGGCCCUCCGAAGCCAAGCCCGGGGCGCCGCCGAAGGGCCCGCGAACUCCGCAAGGGGAGGACCUGGCCGUGUCCCACGCUGAGGGCGGCGGUCAGAAGAAGCGCGACAAGACUCCCGGAGGCGGUGGCGCCAACCUCAAGGGCGACCAGUCGCGACUGCUCCGGGACCUACGCGUGGACACCAAGUCUCGGGUGGCGUGGGCCCGCCUUCUGCAGGAAAACCCCAACGCGCGCAAAAACAAAGGCAACAAGAAGGGAACGUCCAAGGGCUGCUUCGGCCUCAAACUGGACCGGAUCGGCUCCACUAGCGGCCUGGGAUGUUAGUGCGGCGACCCCUGGCGGCGAUCCUCUUCUUGAAGCUUUGAGAGACCCAUCAAAAUAUGCUUUCCAUUCAUUCUGCAUAAUUCUAUAGUCAGCUUUUUCUAAUCGUGCACACAAAAGAUUAAUUUAGAAGUAUCAAAAGGACCCCCAUUUCAGCCAUCUUCCUGCAGGAACAUCAGUGGGAAGCUGACUGUCGUGAAGCUUGUCGGCCUCGGAGGCACGAUUUCUUAUAUUAACUUGGAGAUUUGUAGAGUCUGAACAAACUUCUAGGGAAAAACCAGUCUUUACGUGCCCGUCUCUGGAUGAGCCAAAUGCGGUGAAUAUCCUCAUAGGACUGCUUCACGCCCUAGAGGAAAUGUUUCCUCAGGCAACCCUACAAAGAUUCUUAGUCACUUAAGAAUACCCAAGCAAGGGCCUGCAAGAGCGUACAGGAUGCCACCGGAACCACGACGCUUCCCAAGCCAUGGGCCCCUCUCUAGGGGUGAACCCAUUCCAGGGUGCCCUGCCCUUCACAAAGAACUCUUCUUCCCAGGGCUCCUGAUGGCUUCUUAUUACCACACUGCACGCCUCACAGAGCCAGUCUCCACCACUCCGGAUUCGGGGAUCUGCAACAACUAUCAUCACCCCAUUGGCUAUUUGGGUUGGGGAAGGAAGUGUCCUUUCUCUUUCAGAGCUAAAGAGAGUUCUGUCUCUCAUUUAACUAGCAAAGAUUUUGCUCAGACUCUCGGUAAGCAAUCUAAUUAAAAAAAAAAAAUUAAAAUCUGCCACCCAUUAUUCUUCUCCUUUCCUUGUUCACCUCGAGGAUUUUCUAAGAACAGCUCAAGUAAGGACAGGACCUGUACCUGAAGCAGGGAAGCCCGGGAUUCCCAGAGAAAACUCAGCCAAGUUCACUUAAUGCAAAGUGGGGAGCCUGUGAGGCACCAUGGGCCCCUGCUGGUACCUAGCACAGGAUCCAGCUCCACAGGGUGGUCCUGGGUGGGCUUCUUCAGAAUCCUGCUGACUACGCCCAGUAAAUGUCUAUGUAAGAAACAUCCAAGCCGGUAGAGAACUUUUUAUGAGCUUAUUGAGCCAAGUUGAUGACAUUGCCAGGAAACAAGAUCUAAAAUGCUUUGGAGAAUGAGUUUUGCAGUUUCUUUUAUACAUUUGGAAUUAAAGAGGGAACGUAAAGAAGAUUAUGUGAAGGUGGGAGAAAGCAAGGCAGGAAUUCGAUUACAGGAUAGUUGACAA
Molecule: messenger RNA, 1716 nt
Organism: Hipposideros armiger (great roundleaf bat)
Lineage: Eukaryota; Metazoa; Chordata; Mammalia; Chiroptera; Hipposideridae
Gene: NPPC
Product: natriuretic peptide C
Exons: 3
Coding region: 115-492 (125 amino acids)
Biological process (GO): receptor guanylyl cyclase signaling pathway; cGMP biosynthetic process
Cellular component (GO): extracellular region
Molecular function (GO): hormone activity
Source: RefSeq, a predicted model, not a curated record